UUAUCCUUUCAAAACAUAAUCUAAUCUCAGGAAGGAUGGGAAGGUCUCCUAGUAGUGAAGAUGCCAGUUUGAAGAAGGGGCCAUGGACGCCGGAAGAAGAUCAGAAACUCAUGGAUUAUAUUCAGAAACAUGGUCAUGGAAGCUGGAGAGCUCUUCCAAAGCUUGCUGGAUUGAAUAGGUGUGGAAAGAGUUGCAGAUUAAGAUGGACUAAUUAUCUUAGGCCAGAUAUUAAGAGGGGAAAGUUCUCAGAGGAUGAGGAAAGAAUUAUAAUCCAACUUCAUUCCGUUCUAGGAAACAAGUGGUCCGCGAUUGCUACCCAUCUCCCGGGAAGAACCGAUAACGAAAUCAAGAACUUUUGGAAUACCCAUUUGAGGAAAAAGCUUCUACAAAUGGGUAUUGAUCCAAUUACUCAUAGACCCAGAACAGAUCUCAAUCUUCUUUCAAAUUUCCCUCAUUUGCUUGCUGCUGCAAACCUCCUCAAUCAAAUGAAUAAUCCUUUGGAUAGUGCUUUAAGGUUACAAGCAGAUGCUGCAGAGUUAGCCAAAAUAAAAUUGUUGAAUCUACUACAACUCUUUAAUGGUAGUAGUAGUAGUAGUAGUAGUGCACCUCCAAAUAUGGAAGCAAUUAAUCUGUUGGGAUCAAAUUAUCUUCUUAAUGAAUACAUUCAAUCACAAACCCAAUCUCAUGGAUUACUUCUCAACAACCCUCUUAGCUUUGCUCCUAACCCUACUCAAAUGCAAUCUAGUUUUUCAAAUAUAGGAGCUCCUUAUAUCCUUGAGAAUUAUAACUUG
Messenger RNA from Telopea speciosissima, 791 nucleotides. RefSeq names its product transcription factor MYB93-like. Lineage: Eukaryota; Viridiplantae; Streptophyta; Magnoliopsida; Proteales; Proteaceae. The annotation marks the transcript as partial. The transcript has 3 exons. The record is from RefSeq and is a predicted model, not a curated record.